Messenger RNA from Clunio marinus, 207 nucleotides. The record is from the annotation of a GenBank genome assembly. NCBI's taxonomy places the organism in Eukaryota, Metazoa, Arthropoda, Insecta, Diptera, Chironomidae.
AUGACUUGGGGAAGUAAACAGGAACAAUUGUUCCAGGCUCUACUGAAACAAGUAUUUUUGGAUUUAAUGCCUUCACUCGAUGCUGAAAAACAAAGUCUUAUGCCAUCCAUCCAAUGCUUUGUUGAUUUAUUGGCACCGGAAUUAGCCAAUUUAUGUGGCUGUUUGUUUCUCGCUAUCUUACUUUCAAUGCGUGUUGAAAUUAUUUAA